AUGGGUUCAGUGACGGCGAUCUUGUGCAUCUUCGGUGUUUUCCUUGUCAUUGACAGUGUAUACGCUGCGGGCUCCUGUCCACUCGCGUCCAAGGUAUACAGCUGCAGCCCCAAAUGUAUUCAGAACUAUGACUGCAGCCACGGCAAGAUCUGCUGCCCCAACUCCUGCAACGCUAAAUCGUGUAUUGACGCUGCUGCUUUUGGCAACACUGGCGGAAAUGACAAAUAUUCACAGUCCGGUGGACCGGGUGUUUACUGCAACAACAUGAAAUGCAGCUCGUUCGAGGUGUGCAAGGUGGACCCCGCCACCAAGAGGAUGAAGUGCAUGCGCGCUUGA
Parnassius mnemosyne (clouded apollo) is the source of this 336-nucleotide messenger RNA. The record is from the annotation of a GenBank genome assembly. NCBI's taxonomy places the organism in Eukaryota, Metazoa, Arthropoda, Insecta, Lepidoptera, Papilionidae.